GUAGUCAUUUCAAUACUACUAGAAGGCCCCGCGGCACGGAGGUUACCCUUUGCAAUCUAGCUUCGCUACCUUGCCUUUAUGAAAGAAAACGGGGAAGCCACACCCGGUCAAAAAGUCGUGACCAUUGCCGCCUCUGAAAGUGGGUCUGACGUCGUCUUUGCUAUAAGAGCUCAACUGAACAAAGGUCGCCAGUGUUUCUACUCUUUUGGUGGUUGGUCAAGAAUCAUAAAUAUACUCUAUAUACACAAAAAGAGAUUAUAAUACCCACCACAUCUGUCGUUCCAGUUUUGCCGUUUGUGAGCGCCUCGUGAUGCACGAAAGUGUAAAUUUCCGCGCACGACCUUUAAACUCCGAGUGCGACGCGUUGAACGCCAUCUAAAGCAUGGCCGAAACAUUGGGCUCAACAUUUCUCGUCUAGGGGGU
Plasmopara halstedii is the source of this 423-nucleotide messenger RNA. RefSeq lists its product as uncharacterized. Lineage: Eukaryota; Oomycota; Peronosporomycetes; Peronosporales; Peronosporaceae. The transcript has a single exon. The coding region runs from base 79 to 261 and encodes 60 amino acids. The record is from RefSeq and is a predicted model, not a curated record.